This is a messenger RNA of Drosophila teissieri, 3485 nucleotides long. RefSeq lists its product as uncharacterized. Bases 417 to 3485 code for a protein of 1022 amino acids. The transcript has 3 exons. The record is from RefSeq and is a predicted model, not a curated record. Lineage: Eukaryota; Metazoa; Arthropoda; Insecta; Diptera; Drosophilidae.
UCGAAAUAUUAACCCAACUGUGCGCAACGGCAAUAGCAACAGCAAAUAACCAUAACAAUGACGAAAGCAGAAAGCAAAAAGCAAAAGCAAGAAAGCCUAGGUCCAACCAGAAAAAGCAAAAGCAAAUGAGAGCAUCGGCUGCAGCAGUUUAAUGUCUUUCACAGUUGCCUUCAAUACGGGCUCUUCCCAAUCGGACACUGAUUCAUUUUGGGAACACGAAGUCCAAAAUCUCUAUGGAACGAGACUCCAUGCGGAAUUAGGGAUGCAAUUCACAAUUCCGUGGUGAUUUUCUUGUCCAGACCCCAGACAACUAUAUCGAUGGUGGGUGCACAGACGACCACUACUCCCAACUCUCUUCCACUCCAAGCCCUCUCGUUUUCCCCCUCACCAUUCUCCCCCGAGCUCUUGACCGAAAAAUGUCUGACACCAUUGCAGCCGAAAACGAAGGAAUCUGUCCUCUAAACGAAUCAAAGGGUCAGGAAAUUGAUACACCAGUUGACCAAGAUUCCCAGAAAUUAGAGCAAGACAUCUUAGAGACAUACAUAACCGCGCCUCUGAAAAUCGUAGAGCCCUUCGAGAAGUUUGAGAAGGAAAAGGAGGAGGAAGGCAAGGAGAAGGAUAGCCCAAUAAGAAGCUCCACAAGUCCGGAGGAUCUUACCGAGAUCGAAGUCAUCAGUGCCAAGGCAAAGAAGUCUGUUAGCUUCAAUCCCAACGACGAGGAGAUUCGAAAGUUCACCACCGGUGAACCGAUUGUGGAUCAAAAGAAUCCAUUCCGCAAUGGCAACAUAGCCGCCACGCGGGAGAAGAAGACACCGCCUCCGGUGCCAACGAAACGAUCGACGCUAAGUGUUCGCAAAACCGUGACCCAGCAACUUAGGGAACGCGAACGUGAACGGGAGCGCGAAAAGGAGCGGGAGCAGCAGAAGAACGAGUCCAACACUCGAAAAAGUAAGCUCAAUCGUGCCCAGCCGCAGACUGAUGACUUUGUGACCACUGAGGAGGUGCUCAAGCAAUCCAAGUAUGUGAAAACGUACAUCAAGAAUCCGGACGCGUACUUUGUCUAUGAUCCCUCGGUGCUGGCACGUCUCAAGUUAGAGGAACUGAAGGAGACGACCGGCAAGUUGCCCAAAAGAAAACAGCCGGUGAAGGAAACGCGAACGGGUAAACAGGCCCGCCAUCAAAAUCAUAAUCAGAAUCCGAACCAGAAGGCUCAGCAGUUACAAAAACCAACGCAGCCGACUUUCAAGAAGUGCUCGAAGCCAAACUACCCGGAGUUGGCCAAUUUGAAAAUCCGCACCGGUACCAAUUCCGAUCCAGAAAGCAGUGCCUUAUUCAAUCCCGCUGAGGUAACGAAAAAUGCUCGCAAAUUUGACGAGAGGGUAAAGAAGCUACAGAUCACCUCGGAUGAUGAUCUGGACGAUAUCGAUGUGCCGUUGACGAAGAGUGAGUCCAGUGACGAGUUGGCGGCCAAUUCCUCUGUGCCACAAAGUCCAGACAAGCCGAAGUCGGUGGCUAUGAGUGCGCCAGAGGAUGCACCCUCGCCCUCGCCAGGCACGUUCACCAACACCAUUAGCUCCGAUGAGUUCCAAGCGUAUCUGGACUCCAAGGGUCUGGCUCUAAUGCCCAGGCGGGAGCUAUUCUCACCGACGCCCACAAUCGCCAGGACCUCGACGCCCAUGCAAACGGCAGAGGAGCGACGGCAACAGGUGGCUGAGUCCCUGGCGGCCCUGCGCAAAAGCAACACCAAGAAGCUAAAUGUACUCCAGCGGAUCUCGAACAGUAUAUUUCCAGCUCGGCGAAAAACCACACCCAAGUCGGAAACUCCAUCGCCUCGGAGUAUCUUCAACGAUUUGGAGAAGGAGGACUAUCGUCGCAAGGCGGACGUGCCCACUGAGAUACGUCGUGUUCUAUUGGAGCGUCAGAGUCCUAACUGCCGUCGCCCAAAUGGGCAAGUUCAAUCUACGACCGAUGAUUCUGGUAUCGAUAAAAGUCCCAGAAAUUGUGACAGCAGCUUGCAGAACAGAAACAACGGUGACACAAGUUUACAAAGGAGAAAUGGUGACACGAAUGUGCCAAUGCGAAAUGGUGCCGCCAGUUUGCAGAUAAGAAACGGUGACAACGCAACUUUGCAGAGGCGAAACGGUGACAACACCCUGCGAAGAUCGACACUGGAGCGAUCAGGUGUUAAUCCCAGACGUCAGUGGCCGGAGGCACAGCAGGUGGGUCGAAUCAACCGCUCCACUUCGGUGGAUCGCAGCCAAUUCAACCAUGAACAGCCGGCUCCUGCCAGUCCUGUGGCCUCAUCGACGCCAGUGCGUGGCCAGAACCAAUGGGACCAAUUGCGGGCCAUCAAAGAGGUGACGGAUCGCCAGCUUUACCACAAGCUUCAUCAGCAGCAGCAACUGCAUGCCCAGCCACUGCAGGGACAACAACUGCAGCAGCAGACAAUCAGACAGCGGCCGAAUGAGGACAUCUACUCUCAGGUGAUAGUCCAUCCCGACCAAACUAAUUUUGUUCGCGGCUCAAUGCAGCGCAACACCUUCUCCGGCAUCAGCGGUCGCAGCCGACCACUAAUGGUUUAUAAUAGUACACCACUGAGACAGCAACAAAUGCAGCAACAGCCGCCGCGAUGUCAGAGUGUCCUGGACAACAUGACGCCAAGUGCUGGAAAUCCGGGUCAACAGACUCCAGUGGUAAUGCGGCAAAGGGCCGCGAACCAGGGGCAAUCGCAGCAGAUGCCAUCACGUCGAAUCGGUGGACUUCUCACGCGCGAAGAGAUUCUCGAAAAGGUCAAGGAGUUUUGCCGCAAGAGCAUCACCCGAGCACCGGAAACCAAGACGCCGCUCCAGCCCAUCUAUAAGCGACAUCUAACGCCCCCUAACGCCGAUGUGUCGCCCGUGUCGUACGCUUCCGUGGAUGAUCAAUGUGCUCGACCACAGGUGCCACAGCGUGUCCAGAGUUUACCCGUCGCCCAGGGGCGCUAUGUUACCAGCGGCAUGUCAGUGGACGGACCGUCACCGAUUUACGCUCAUGUCAGCAAGCGGAACAGUUUGCUGUCCAAUGUCUCCGAACAGUAUUUAUCCAAUCAGCAACUGGGAACACUGGCCAGGCCGGUGCCGCUGAACCAGUUGGUACUGGUGGACACGGGCGAGGGUGUUCAGGUGGCCCAGCUUGUAGACUACCUGCCCUACGUGCGACCGGCACCCGCCCAGGGCUAUAUGAUGCAGGAUGGCAGGGCCACUCCGCUCAUCCUCGACCAAUCGGCCCAGCAGACCAGCCAGAUUUACUGGACACCGCAGCAUCGUCAGCGUAUCUCUCAUCCGGUGCCAGCACCGCGUUUUAUGAAGGGUCAAGCCAUGCCCACGUCCAGAAACAGCACCAUAAGUCGACAUAUGGAGGAAAGGAUGGGGAUGGGUAACGCCUCCGACUGGGAACUUAGCUCGGAAGCUGGGGAAGUACGGCGCAUAAUGGAAAAACAAUUGUAA